This is a messenger RNA of Drosophila subpulchrella, 3976 nucleotides long. RefSeq names its product extracellular signal-regulated kinase 7 (gene Erk7). Gene Ontology annotation, molecular function: MAP kinase activity; ATP binding. Gene Ontology annotation, biological process: intracellular signal transduction; protein phosphorylation. The record is from RefSeq and is a predicted model, not a curated record. NCBI's taxonomy places the organism in Eukaryota, Metazoa, Arthropoda, Insecta, Diptera, Drosophilidae. Gene Ontology annotation, cellular component: cytoplasm; nucleus. The coding region runs from base 990 to 3932 and encodes 980 amino acids. The transcript is spliced from 9 exons.
ACGAUCAUGCCAGUUAUAGUCCGGAAUUUUUCUACUUCACACACAAACCGAUUCCAAAAUAGUCAAACACACACAUUUUUUUUUUGUAUUUGAUUCGAAUCUUUUACUUUGUAAAAUCGUGACCGAGGCGUGAUAGGCGGAGGCACCAUCCACACAUGGUCACAUGGACUCGUCCACCCGCUGUUCCGCAUCUAGAAUAUCCGUCCUUUCAAUUCCAAUUAAAAUCUGUGCAAAUUAAAACGCGCGUGGUCCGCGAGUGAAACAUUAAAAUUUUCAAGUCGCGGCAGCUGAACCAAAAACUCAAUCGGUAUUAUAAAAAAACAAAACAACAACAAGAGCCGAUAAACAAAAAACAGCAACCACGUAAAUUACAAACAAAUUCCAAGGACUAUAGCAGGAGUUGAUAGUGGGAAGCCCCGAAAACCGAAGAGAGAAGAUCUAGAGUUUGAUAGAACACAUCAAAUCAGAAUCAGGAUCAAAUAGAAAAGGAUUGUGUGUGGCAUUUGUUUUCCGCGUUUAGUUUUCUGUGUUCCUGAACUGCUUCUCGGAGAACUUUGAGGACAGCUCACCACAUUGACUGCAGUUCUUGUUACAUCUUGUGAUUCGCGUUGCGUUCCUCAUUAUAUAUAUAUAUUUUGUAUUUUUAUUGUGCAAAUUGCCAGUUCACUUGCAAUCCCCACAUAUCCAUCGACUCCCAGUGAGCCCACCAUCCCACGAAUCCUGCGAAUCCUGCCUCCUUUUACGGGAAAGCUGCCUCGUGGUGGACCUCUCGAGGCCUUGCCCUACAGGGUGGAGCGCUCCAAAAGGUCGCCAGUUCGGGAAGCUGGUGGUGCGUCGACACCUCGAAGCUGGCGAAAAAGAAGUCCCAGCAUCCCGGCGAGCAGGAGGUUCGCAAGGAUAGGGCCCACAACCGGGACAAGGAUAGGCACAGGGACAAGGAUAAAGACAAGGACAAGAUCAAGGAGCGGGAGAAGGAGAAAGAGAAGCCAAUGGCCCACCAACAUAACGUUCCCGCUCACGAGCGUCGCAUCCAUGAGCUGGACCAAAAUGUAGAGCGCAUCUUCGAUGUCCGAAAGCGCUUGGGAAAAGGUGCCUAUGGCAUCGUUUGGAAGGCCACUGAUAAGCGAAACAAGGACACCGUAGCCCUGAAAAAGAUAUUCGAUGCUUUCCGUGACGAAACCGAUGCCCAGCGCACCUACCGCGAGGUGAUAUUCCUGCGUGCCUUUCGCCACCAUCCCAACAUCAUCAGGCUAAUGGAUGUCUUCAAAGCAGGCAACAAUUUGGACUUUUACUUGGUGUUCGAGUUCAUGGAAAGCGACCUGCAUAAUGUGAUCAAAAAGGGCGAUGUCCUCAAGGAUAUUCACAAGCGGUUCGUCAUGUACCAGCUGAUCAACGCCAUCAAGUACAUGCACUCGGGCAACGUCAUCCACAGGGACCUGAAGCCCAGCAACAUACUGAUAGAUAGCAAAUGCAGACUCAAGGUGGCUGAUUUUGGUCUGGCACGCACGCUUUCCACCAAACGCAAGGCCGACUUCGAUGAUAUGGACCACCAGGGCAUGUUGACCGACUACGUGGCCACCCGUUGGUAUCGCGCCCCCGAAAUUCUAGUGGCUAGUCGAAAUUAUACCAAAGGCAUUGAUAUGUGGGGUCUGGGCUGCAUUCUGGGCGAGAUGAUAAGACAGAAACCCCUAUUCCAAGGCACCAGCACUGUCAAUCAGAUAGAGAAAAUCGUGUUGGCCCUGCCGGAUGUGACCCAGCGGGACAUCGAAUCGAUCGGAGCCAGCUUCGGGACCGCCCUGCUGAGCAAGAAGAUCCACCGCGACCGCCGCCAUUCGCUGGACGAGAUGCUGAGGAACUGCUGCGACGACGCCAUAUCGCUGGUGAAGGCCCUCCUGGUCCUGAAUCCCCACGGACGGCUGACGGCCAAGGCGGCCAUCCAGCAUCCGUAUGUGAGUCGCUUCCGGACCGCCUCCGCGGACAUGGAGCUCCGUGUGGACAUCCAUCCGCCGCUGAAGGACGACGUGCGCUACGGGGUGGACCAGUACCGGAGCAGCCUGUACGACAUGGUGGGUCGGGAGUCGAGGGGCAGUGCCCGGACGAUCAGUAAUGCCACGCCCUCCAGCAACCGGGAGAUCACCACGAAGCCCCAGCGAGUGGUGUCGCGGACCAGGACGUUGAGUGCCAACCAGCCGAGCCAGGCGGACAGGAAGAUGGAGCUGCAUCAGCUGGAGGCGAACACCCUGACCCGCAGGAUCGUCCAGCAGACGAAGCCGUUCCAGCCGGUGGCCCCAUCCUCCUGCUCGUCCCUGCCGAAGCCACGUGCCCCCUCCAAGGAUGGCAUCCGGUCAGAGCCGCCGGUUCCAUCGGCUCGACUAGCCAAGUCCGGAGCAGCUCUGUCGUUGGCCGAACGGCACCUGGCCAAGUGCCGGCAAAACCGGAUGGUGUUCCAACGGGAAUUGGCUGCCGUGGCGGCCACUGUGCCGCGCAAGAAGACCACCGCAUGGCAGACGCAGGUCCAGGCCCAAGGCAAGUUCCGUGCCGAGGCGAAGGCCCAUAUGGAUGCCCUGCUCCAGGCCCAGAUGCCCAACACCGCCACCAACAACAACAACACCACCACCACCACCACCACCACCACCACCACCACCUCGACCACCGAUGGUUCUCCAGAGAAGUGUGUCCCUGUGGCGGAGGAGUCGACGGCCCUGCAAAGGAAUCGAACCCUGCGAUCCAAUCUGAGCAAAGAGAUCAAGGUCAGGGAGAAAGCCCUCAAAGUGGAGGUUACCAAGAGGGAGAAGGUGCCCACACCCCAGGAGCAAAUGGAGCGUCGCCGACUGGAAAUCCAGGAGGAGAAGAUGCGGGUGCUCGAAAUGCAGCGCCAGAAGCGGGAUCGCAAGAUUCUCCAGCGGAGGCGGGUGGCCGAGAACCUCCGGCUGAUGGCGAAGGAGGACGAACAGCUGGAUGAGAUGGCCGAGCAGGAGGCGACGGCCAAGGCCUUCAGCGACAUUGCCCGCAAGGUGGAGAAGCUCACCCAGAAGAAGAAGAACAAGAACCAGGACAAGGACCGGGUGGGCGGCGACUCGGUGCCGGCGGAGCGGGAGGAGGAGGAGGAGGAGGACAACAACCCGGACAUAUUGUACGCGGGCGUGGGCGUCUGCUAUCGCCAGAGGAUCAACCACCUGGAGGCCGAGAUGGCGAAGUGCAAGGAGCAGCUGGUGAACUUCGUCCAGGACCACCAGGAUCUGCUCAACCACAAUAACCUGCGGUACCACAUCACGAAACUUCAGCCCCACAAGGAUUCGGAGCCGGAGGAGGAGGUGGAGGAGGAUGGCAAACCCCUGCCGGAGGGCAGUGGGGAUCCCGGCUCCCAGUCGUAUGAGCUCUUCCGCCGGGAGCAGCAGAAGCAGCGGCAGCGCCAGCUCCAAGAGUUCCUGGCCCGCGACGACACCAAUGAGUUCGACAUACCCGAUCUGGCCAAUGUGUACCGGGCCAGUUGCUAUCAUCCCUUCAACCAAGAGCCGGUGGCCAGUGACUCCUCGUCGCCGGACAGCGGGAGACGCGAGUCCGGGUCGGAGCUGUCCCAGGAGCGGACCUAUCCGCACCACACGCAGUAUGCCAACUACUUUCCCAACUACACCCAGCUGGAGGAGGCGCGUCAAAGGCAGAGGGACCAGCCGGUGCAUCCGGAGCGCAACGAGAAGACCCGACAGCUGGAGGAGCGCCUCAAGGAGCAUCGGCUGCGGCAGGAUAGCCUGAAGGCCCAGCUGAAGGCCUGCAGGAAGCAGCACGAGGACCUGGGACUCCAUCACAAGGUGCACCGCCAUCAUCACAACCAUUCCGCCAGCGGUCCUCGCUACGAUCCCAUGCGACUGCGGGAGCACGACAUCCAGGAGGCGAACUUCUCUCAAGGAGUCAGCGGAACUGUCCUUGGGUAAUUGUCCCAGUCUUGACGCAAUAUAUACGCAUGUGCAUUAGUGAA